Dictyostelium purpureum is the source of this 516-nucleotide messenger RNA. RefSeq lists its product as uncharacterized. Lineage: Eukaryota; Evosea; Eumycetozoa; Dictyosteliales; Dictyosteliaceae. The transcript has a single exon. The annotation marks the transcript as partial. The record is from RefSeq and is a predicted model, not a curated record.
UAUCAGGAUAUCGCAUUACUCUUCCAUAUAAUAUAAAAUAAUUGAUGAAAAAUAUAGUACCAAUGUUGGUACUUUUUCUUAUGAAAGCCCAUCUAUAAAAUAUGUAAACCAAACUACUUUCCCCUCAAAUGGUGAAGCUCAAUUUACUAUCAUUGGUAAAUAUUUAGAUGAAAAAUCAAUUACAAUGGUUUCAGUUAUGAUUCCUGAUAAAACUUUUAAAAUUAUAGAACAUAAUUGCUCUAUAAUUAGUAAAGAAGAAAAUAAAAUGGUCGUUAAUGUUCCACUCAAUGCUUACCCUGGAUAUAUCGUUAUUUUAUCUAAAAAUGAUAAUGAAAUUGUAAAACCAAAUGUUGGCCAUCUUUCAUUUUUACCAAUAGAAAAAAACAUCUCAACAUCAAAUACAACUGGUCAAAUAGUUACAAUUACUGGUGUUUCAUUUCAUACUAAAAAAAUUGAAGGAUCAUCAACUGUAAAUUUACCUAUAAGCAUAUAUGUUGGUAGGGGUGAAAAUAUUGC